Messenger RNA from Pelobates fuscus (common spadefoot toad), 1911 nucleotides. Its product is annotated as zinc finger protein 706-like. The transcript is spliced from 4 exons. The record is from RefSeq and is a predicted model, not a curated record. NCBI's taxonomy places the organism in Eukaryota, Metazoa, Chordata, Amphibia, Anura, Pelobatidae. Bases 173 to 400 code for a protein of 75 amino acids.
UCUUUUCCGCUCUACAUAGGAAGUGACGUUGGCCACUGGUUGAACCGCCCGUAGCAGGCUGCAGCCAGGACUAUCGCGAUUGAGCGGUGACUGACCAUCGCGACUGUGAAGGCCCGGGGAGGCGUGAACUAGGUUUCUGUUUCUGUGUCUGUACAGAAAGCGGCUUGACAGUAUGGCCCGUGGGCAGCAAAAGAUCCAAUCCCAACAGAAAAAUGCAAAGAAACAGGCUGAUAAGAAGAAACAAGGAAGUGAUCAGAAGGCUGCAGCUAAAGCUGCAUUGGUUUUUACCUGUCCUGUGUGCAGGACUCAGAUGCCAGACCCCAAAACAUUCAAGCAACAUUUUGAAAGUAAACAUCCUAAGUCUCCCAUGCCCCCAGAGCUAGUGGAUGUACAGGCGUAACAUGAUUCGGUGAUUUGUUUUCGGCUGAUGAACGCACUGAUUUAAAGUGGGUUUGGUGUCUCUGAAGGAGACUCUUCUCCCAUUGUGAUCCUUAUCCUACCGAUCCUAAGAUAAAUCAGAAAUGAGUCAAGUGAGAAUAUCUGGACUCUUACCACAGCAACUACUACUGAUUAGCAGGAUGUGUAUAUGCCCCAAUUGAUAUAGGUUAUAUUGCUGGUUUAAAGGUGUGGGAGAUUCGGUCAAUGUCUAGUAAACCAGUGGAAUGUUGCUUUUUUUUUUUUUUUUUUUUUUUUUAAGCAAGUUUCUCAUAUAUUCAAGAAGGGUUGGCCACUCUGUUUUUUUUAAUUAACAGUGUGCAUGGACUGAUGAUCCGAAUAGAUCAGUGUAAGGACAGAAGAAUGCCUCUACUUAUUUUUUUGAUUUAGUAACUUUAUUAUGUUUUUCUUUUUCAUAUCUUGUUGUAGAAGUUAUCAGUGGUAGUCAUGGUCACCUUACACCACUGGAAAUACCAAACAACUGUUUUUCUUUUUCUCCACUAUUGUUCCCAACCGAAUAUUUGUAGACCACUUUCUAAACUAGACCUUUAUAGCUUUGCCUUUGUUUUUCAACAUCCUGAUAUCGUUAAUUAAAAUGCACAUUUAUGCUUUUUGUUCAGUCAUUAUUUCUGCUCUUCCGGCAACCAAUUUAGUAUAGCAAGUGCGUAAAAAAUUAUUACGUUGGAUAGUGACAACCAAAUGUAUUAAACAACUUGAUAUUUGACAUGGUGCUAAAUCAUACUGUAGGGGCUAUGCUGAGAUUGUGAAUCUUUCAGCAAUGCCUGUGGCUACAGGAAGUACAAAUGUGAACAGCAGAGCUCCUUCAAGCCAGUCAAAUGUAAGGAGAUGCCUAGUUUGUGUUCAUGUUUUUACUUUUGUUGUUUAAUUUAUAUAGUAGCAUUCUGUUAACGAAAGUAAAUGUAGUGGGUUUUUUUUAAUUUUUUUUUUUUUUUUUUUCUUUCUUUCUCUGCAAUGGAACUCUAACAACUAAAUACAGAACCUGUGUUUGCUUGUCUGCUUCUUUUUUUGAAUGUUUUUUUUAUAAAAAUUUUUCUCCCAAUCCUUCAUGGAAUUCGGACUUCAUGGUAAUGUGGACCCCAGGAAAAUUCAUAUCUGUACGCUGUAGGAUUGCAACACCUUAAAGUAUGGUGGUUCUUUUUGGAUGUGUCGCUUAGUCAUGUGCCUUGGAAUACAGAAAAAGCUGUACCAGUUCUUCAGUUGCGGCCAGUAGAUCCAUGGUAUAAUCCAUUUUUAAUUUUUGGGGGGCGUUUUUGUCCCAACCACAGAGAGGUCAAUCCGUUCCAUGAAAUUGUGACUUGUGCACUCUUUUGCUAAAAUAAGACUCUUCACACACUUUACUAGAUGUGGUGCCAACAGCAGAAGGAGUUCAAAUAUCCCAUUGUUCCAUGUUUAUUCAUACAAAGGUAUAUUUGUGUAACUACAUAAAUCUUUAAUAAAUAUUUCAUUUUGAAUUUA